Messenger RNA from Paramuricea clavata, 28350 nucleotides. The record is from the annotation of a GenBank genome assembly. Lineage: Eukaryota; Metazoa; Cnidaria; Anthozoa; Malacalcyonacea; Plexauridae.
AUGUUGCCCUGUCAACUGUGUGGUGGGUGGCUGGGGUUCCUGGGGAACGUGCAACGCUGCGUGCGAGAGAAGUGGAACAAGGACUCGAACAAGGCCAGUCACCACGGGACAGUCCUGUGGUGGAACAGCGUGUCCAACUACAAGGAGUAGUAAGGCAUGUUCAGGACCAUGUUGUGCUCGCAACUGUGUGUUGUCGUCGUGGACGGCUUGGAGCAAGUGUUCAUCAAGUAAGUUUUAUUUCUGGGAGUGGCAGACACUUCGCGAAAUAUUGGUGGUGGUGGUGAGGAUUAGGUUGUCAAUGUAUGACAAUGUGUUUUAGCUUGAAAUCCGCUUAGUUCAUUAAACUCUUUUGCCUUGCAUUUUAUGCAAUAUAUAUAUAGCUAAAUAUAUAGGCUACCAUUGCUUUCAGGGUUGAAAAAUAUUGUUACAGCUUUGUUAUACAAUUGACUUUAAUGUUUGUUAUUAAAAUUUUAUGUGUUGCGUAAUUUUUCGCUAAUUGUUCUAUACGCUUGAAAUAGAAAAUUUUUUUAAAAAUUUUAUGCGUUGCUUUAAUUAGUUCUGCACAUGAAAUAAAUGGAAAAUGGAACGUUGAUCGGUAAACAGGGAGUGGUUAUCUGUAAAAUUUUGAUAUACUCCUUUUUUAUCAAGAACUUGUACAAUAUAGAAUGUGCAUCAAAUUGAAUCACAUUGUACCAGUUGGAGGAUGUUGAACAACAAGUUGAAUUGUUCGUCUGACUUAAGGGAGGGGAUGAGUGGGGCAACUCCCUUUUGGUCGGUAAAAAAUCGGGGUGGCAAUCCUCCCCCCCCCCCCUUGAAUGACCAAGGAAAGCCAGUGAUCCAGAACACUUCCCAAAAUCCGGCCUAGCUAUCUGACACUUUUCCUUCGCCAGUAACGUUUUCUUUCAAUAAAGAAGCUUAUCUCUCAGAGUAUUUUCCAGGUAGUUGUGCGCAGAACAGUGGAAGACAGACGAGAUCAAGACGUGUUACAACGCAAGCUUCUUGUGGUGGCUCAUGUACUCAAUCAACAUCAGGCAGUCAAUCGUGUACGCCUAUUCCUAUCACAUGUCAAGUAAGUUGCGAUCUCGAACAUCAUAACCGAUAUCCAUAUCGAUUUAUUGGAUACCGGUAUAUCGGCCCUAAAUUCAAAAUGACUGUAUCGGGAUUUUUAUUGCCGAUAUAACCGAUAUUGUAGUAUAAUAAGUUAUAUUAGAUAAGAAAGAUAUAAAUAAAUAAGAAAUAUUUUAAAUUUACAAGAUAUUAUGGCUUUCAUUUAUUGCACCCUUCCAGAGAGUACUCAACCUUGGCUAUACAGCGGUUUUCGUGAUUGAGACAUCAGCUUCGGAGCACUUUAUCUUGCCACUGAUUACUUUUUAACUAUUUUUUUUUAUAUAUGUAUUUGAUUUUGCCCAAUAAUAUUUAUUUAUGAACAUGAAAAUAGUAAUAUUAAGGAAGAAGAGGGCUAGGAGUCUAUUUGAAACCAUUUGGCUUUUUUGCGUAGACCCCUACAAAUUAUAUGUAAUUUUUUUUUAAAAUUAAUUAAUUAAACCAGUUCAAAGUCAAUAUUAAAAUAGCAAACGUUUGCUAAUAUAUACAGUAUAUAAUAAUACUAUUACAAUUUGCUAUUCAUAGUAAUCAUAGAAAUAAGCAUGUUAUGAUUUGUUGGCUUUAUAGUUACCUUUAUAUUGAUCACAUGAUAAUACUGGAUAACUGGUGAAGUAUAUACACUGAUCCAGUCCGACGCAGGACGCAUCAUUUGGAAUUUGGAUGCGCAGUGUUGGGGCCAGUUGUUCAAAGCUGGAUUAGCGCUAAUCCUGUAUGGGUAAAAUUUAACUUGCUGGAGCCGGUUGUUAAAAACCGAUUAGCUUAACCCUGGGUUAACCUAAAAUUCAAAGCAAACUUCCCGAUAGCUUGUUUCUAAAUUUGAAACCUUUUCUUCAGAAAUCUUGUCUGGAUCAAAUGGAAUUUUCUUCUCUAAAGUUUUGAAACAAAUAGAUGUGCAGAAAUACAGAAACUAAAACAGCAGGUUAAAUUUUAACCCAGGGUUAGCGCUGAUCCAGCUUUCAACAACCAGCCCCUGCCCGUCCGUUGUUUCAAAACGUCAGAAAAGAAAACUUCUUGGUAUACACAAGAUUUCUGAAGAAAUAUUUGCAAAUUUAUAUACAAGCUGUUGGGAAGUUCGCUUUGAAUUGCAGGUUAACCAAGGGUUACGCUAGCCGGCUUUGAACAAUCGGCCCCUGAUUCAUUUGCUUUUUCUAGACGAGUUCUUGGAGCCAAUGGCAAGCGUGUGUCGCCACGAAUGGCAAAUGUGGCGCAGGUACAGAGACGCGCACGCGAAGAAUAACACGUCAAAACUAUUGCAGUCCAGCAUGCCCAGUCACAUCACAACGUCGUAGUUGUAUCCACAGUUGUUGUCCUGUUGAUUGCCAACUGAACAGUUGGAGCACGUGGUCUACUUGCUCUUCAACAUGUGGACGGGGUAUGGUAACAUUGUUUGAGUGAUUUAUUGCUUUAUAACAUGUUUAGGGGGAAGGGCACUUUGCCCCGGGGUCCCAGGUCAAAAGCGGCCCCCCAAAACAAGAUAGCUUAAAUUAAACGAGAAUAUAAGUCCUGGCUACGUCAGUGGCGGAUAAUAUGCAAUAAAGUGUAAUAUAUUGUAAAACAUCGUUGCUCCCGUUUUACAACUCUGACGUCAUAGUCCCCCCCCCCCCUGGGAAGAUUUGGCCCCGCGCAACCUAUAGGCGGACUCAUGGAUGAGCAUUUAUCACUAUGUUGAGAAACAUGAUUGUUCAGCACCAUCGUAACCGACAAAACCAGGAUCACCAAUAGACCCAUUGCACUGAGGUCACAAAUCCUAAGAGUGUCCUCCAGAUGCUCCCUAACAAUAUCUGUUCGGGUACAACAACCACAGAGAGCUCAAAAAUUAACCAUUUUAAGACAAAAUUAUUAUAAAGUUUUACAAAAUUUGCUUUGUUUACAGAAGUUAUAUUAUGCAUAGAUUGCUAAUUUGUCCUCCAGAUGCAUCGUCACCGGCGCUGUGACGUCAUGUGCAAUGGGUCUAUAGAAUAGAAGGGUGUCCUGAAGAAAUGCAAUGGUAUAUUAUUCCCCUGGUACAUUACUUUCUUCCUGUAGUAACCGUGCUAGUCUAACCAUAGUCUAAUCCAGCAUGUAGUAUUUGCCAUCUAUCUUUUAUAAUGUAAUCGCCGUUAAAGUUAUUAUAAUAGUAAUACAGUUCAUAUUCUUGGACAUAAAUAUGUUUUUGGCCCUCCUCAGAACUCAUUCCUCGCAACGCUCGAGCUAAAAUGAGUCGGGCUAAAAACAUAUUUAUACCUCGAACAUCAACUCUACUGUUAUAUUUUAUCCUUUAGGUAACUCGGAUCGCACACGUACACGACGGCAACUUCCAAGCUGUGGUGGUCGGGCCUGUGGCAAGCUAAGCCAAAGAAAAGUAUGUACACAAUACAUCAACCGAGACUGUCAAAUGGGAGCAUGGAGUUCAUGGUCUGUUUGUGACAAUGGCUGUGGCCAAGGGCGACAACGAAAAACUCGUAACAUUACGCGACAACCUGUCUGUCGUGGAACGCAAUGUGGAGCCGUUGAGGCAUUUAAAGGGUGCACAGAUUACAGGAAUAACAGAGACUGUCAGGUAAGUCAAGGGCUGCGGUAAAUGUCAGUGCAUAUGUCUUUCAUCUCUGUAGUUUGGGUUUCAUUUCUUCAAUAUAUAGUCAUCUGAAUAAAAUUUCGCCUUGUGAGAAGAGUGUUUCUGACUCUACCAAGCGCACAGUACGUUUUUCCCACAUACUCUGAUUAUCUCCCUUUAUAGUAACAUAUUUGACCAGGGGUAUUGGUAGAGUCUGUCAUUAAGGUUAUUUCUACAUAUGCCUUUCGCCAUUCACCUCCUAGCCUUAGAUCAAUAAGGGAUCAUUGAACUGUUUGUACCUCUGCAAAGAAUAGUUUAGAACUGCUGAAGCUAUCCAGUAUAAAAAGAUUUAUAUUAUUCUGAUACUGCAGAACACAACGGAAAAUUCGUUGUCUCGAACGGAAUUCGAACUUGCAUCUUCGGGUACCUAAACUGCAAAUUGUAAUUGGCAUCAAAGUUGUCAAUUCAAAAAGACUCCAAAAAGUCUAAAAUAGUACUGCUCGGAUUAUCAUGAAUAUGAGCAAUGGCACAGAUCAUUCUGUUGCUUUGCCACUUAAAACAGAAAGGAAGAAAAGUAAAGCAGAAAUCAUGUGCAAAUUAUUUUAAUAAAUUGGGUCCCAAAUCACUCACUAAUCUUUUCACGUGUGAAGGUAAGAUGACAAACUAGAAACUUUGGAACAUUUCAAGUAGACUUUGUUUACCGAAACCACGUACUAAAAAUAUUAAGAAGUUUUAUGUAUGACGGAGCAUACAGUUUCUUUGUACAUGCCCCUCGCGGAAAUCAGCUUCGGUUGACGGGGUCAGAGUGUUUAGAUACUAUCCCAGUGAGACCUCUAUAUAGGUUUUUUAUUGAGUUUUAUAUUAUUCCAAAAUUCCUGACCCAUGGGCCAUGUCCCACGACAUUAAUUAUUGCGAUCCUAAUUAUUUCAGGUUGGUCAGUGGUCAUCGUGGGGUAACUGUGAUCAAACAUGUACAGUUGGGAACAAAAUAAGGACCAGAGUGAUCACGCGAAACCAACAGUGUCGAGGAAGAACGUGUCCUGCGCUCAAAGUAUGACUAGAAUAAAGGAAUACCGAAUGGUUUUCCGUGCAGGAUUGCGUGAUCCAUGCACGAGGAAUGUCACGAGACUUUCGGGAAAGCGUAAAAAUACUCGAGCCGCAGGCGAGUGUAAUUUUACGCUUUCCGAAAGUCGAGCAACAUCCCAAGUGCAUGGAUCACGCUAUCCUGCUUGGAAAACCAUUUGGCAAUUGUUUUAUAAAAUAACUACAGUGAAACAAUGACAUUUUGCGAGUCCCGCGAAAGCAUUUUAAUUCCUCGUGCAGGAUAGCCUGAUCCUGCACGGCUAUUGACCAAUCAAAUUGCGUGUUUCACUGUAGUUAUUAUAUAACGAUGUUUUCUUAACGGAUGUGUUCAUUAGUCUGAAUAUGAUUUAGAUUAAAUAAAAAAAAUGCUAUUUUAAUUGUGUUUUGUUAAUGAAAACACGAUUUUAAAACACUCAAUUGUCCAAUUUUAUUUUGUUCGCUAGGAGUCUGCGCAGUGUGGGUCACCAAACAAUGGUUGUCAACAUAAAUGUACAAAUGGUACUUGUUCCUGUAAUGCUGGAUAUGAUCUGUCUGGAAGCAAGCAAUGCAUUGCGAAGGAUUGUGGGAAGCUUACGUUGACUUACUGCGCUUCAGGUGUGUGAAUUGAGAAGGGUGUGAUAUUAUUUAGAAGAGCAUAACAGGGAUUGAAGUUUUAAUUAUUUUUUAUUCGCCCAAGGUGGCCAAUAAAUUUGACAAUUGUAAUUAAUUUCUACCAAGUCGCUCUAAAUCAUAAAAUGAAGUAUUCUCUUUGUAUAUAGAUAACAUAAAAAAAAACAGUUGUCGCGAAUUAUAUGCAAAUCUAAAAUAAAAUCCAUAGUUACUGAGAUAUUUUAGGCGUUUAGAAUUACUUUAUUACUUUUAAGUUUUUUCUCAGUCGCCACGAGGACUACCUUUUGCAAAUAUCUGGUCGCCAGAUGAAAAAUUUGGUCGCAACUGAUGACCGCCAGCGGCGCUUAUUUCAACCCAUGUGGUAUGCCAUAUUAUACCAUACUACUCCAAUAUGGUGAGGAAUUAACGCCAGUUCGCUGUGCAAAAGAUCUUGGAAUAAUAAUGGACGAAUGUCUUUCCUUUACCGAUCAUACCCAGAAUCUUACAUCUAAACUUAUGGGAUCAUUGUGUCAGAUCAGCCGAGUUCAACACUUAUUCGAUAAGAAAACGCUGAUAUCUAUAAUCAAUUCUCUUGUGUUUAGUAAAUUAUAUUAUUGCUCGACUGUUUGGGCAGGUACUUUUAAAGAGAAUGUAAGAAAAUUACAACCGGUUCAAAAUUUUGCUGCUAGAAUAGUUUCUGGCAAGAGGAAAUUUGACCAUAUUCAUCCACAAUUAAAGACCUUGGAUGGUUAUCAGUCCAGGACAUGUUAGCUUAUCGAGAUGCUCAAAUGGUAUAUAAAAUCGGUACUGUACCGUUGUAUUUAAAAAAUUUUGUAAAGAGACGUUCUGACGUACACAAUCGUAGCACUCGUAAUAGCCACAAUCUUGAUAUCCCAAAAUGUAGAACAAGCUUUGCCCAGCGAUCAUUUGGAUACAGAGCUAUUAAAUUGUGGAACAGUUUACCGAACAAUGUUAGAGAGAGUACUUCAUUGAACACUUUUAAACAGUCAUUAAAGACCUGGCUCCUUAAUGCCUAAUUUUUACAACUAAUACAUAACUUUUUAAAUUUUGUAUCUAGACACGUAUUAUUCUUUCAAUUUUAUAUCUAUACUAAAUAUUGUAAUUUAUAAACUCAUUACUUGUAAAUUGUCACAAUUGGCCAAUUCAAAUCAUACUUGUUGAAAUAUUAUCACGAAAUGACUGAACUUAUAUAUGACAUUAAUGUACCACAAUCGUUUAAAACUGUCUGUGUUAAAUGUCACUCAUGUCGUCUUUUGUCGAGCCUUGUAGAUAAAAUGUAUUGUAAUUGAUGUAAAUGUUUAGUUUAAGGGAUCCUGUGAAUGGGGCAAUAAGCCCUGUAGGUCACCAGUCAUUUAUGACAAAGCUAGUAAAUAAAAUAAACGGCUAUAUAACAAAUACAUGUAACAAUCAGCCAAUUCUCAAGGACAGUCACGAGACAGUGUCCAUGUGCCCGACGGCAUGGCAUGUCUAUUUUAAUACCCUACUACACCAUUUUUUACCAUAAAAAUUCACGUCUUAUCAUAACAUAAUUUACCAUACCAUGAAACACAUGCUACAAUAUCAUAAUAUAACAUUCCCUACCAUACCAUACCAUACCAUACCAUACCAUACCAUACCAGGUCAUACCAUACCAUACCAUACCAGGUCAUACCAUACAAUAAUAUCUUAUCAUCUUAUAUAUUAAUUUCUAGGCACCCAGCUCGGAACAACAUGCAAACAUGCUAAUGUAUCCUGUCCCAACAAUCAAACGAGGUAUCCAGUUGCGUGUCCAAUACUCUGCCCCAGUACUUACGCUCUAAAGGGCGUCAACAGUGUCACGUGUACAACGUAUGGCACGUGGACGUCUACAGCGGCAACAUACUGUCGAAGGAUCAACGACCCACCAACUCAGGUAUAGUGGUUACUGUCCUUAUACCAGGGCUGGGGAAAAUAGUUUUCUUCCCGGGAGCACUACCUGGACGCAAAAUUUUCCUUCUGACCAACUGAGUAUUUUUGUGCUAAUUCUGUACAUUAAUAUAGUGUCCUAGUUGAAGAGUUUUAAAUUCAAAGAAAUAUGUUUGUCAAUCUAUAUUAUUUCGCAUUACUUAUAUACAAUAUUCGUUUUGGUUGGCUGCUGUCCUACAAGUAUUUCUUGACACCGCGUAGUUACAGUAUGAUAGCGGCCGACGUCAUAGAACUAUUUCCUUCAAAUUUUCAAUUUGCAAAUCGUCAAUCCAACACAUUUCCUGCAGUUGUUUAACAUUCCUAAAGCAUAUUGUGAAAAGUAUAAUUAUGGAGAAAGAUUGAAUUAAUUUUUCUUCUAAAACUUUCACCUUUUUCCAUAAUAUUUGAUUUAAAUUAUUAAUAAAAUUCAAGGAUUAUACAAAGGUAUAAAAUUUCGGCUUUUAUUAUGUUUUUGCUGUUUUACAGACGGGAUUAAAGGAUUGAUACAACCACUUUUCGAAUGUUCCACUAAUAGCCCAAAAACUUAUGGUUUUGUGUUGUUUUUUUUUAUAGAUUCUUCUGUCAGGUUCACACAGUAUUCCAGAGAACAAACCUCGCAAUACACGUAUCGGAGUGCUGACAUCGGUGGACCCGAACCCCCGGGAUUCACACAAGUAUACCUUGAUAUCCGGGGGAGAGGGAAAGUUUGCCAUCAUAGGGGAUAAAUUACACGCUACUGUUGCUCUGAACUACGAGACAAUGAACAAACGGUGAGAGAAAGUGAAUUAUGUAUUUCUUCUAGAUUUAUAGAAAACCCUAUUGUCCCGAAAUCGGUAAAGGAGUUUUCUCUUUACUACCAAUACAAUUACGUUAUGUAGAUACGCUUUAACAAUCCGAAGCACAGAUAAUGGUAAUCCCCCCUUGUUUAUGGAUAAAGUGAUCACAGUCACCUUAACUGAUGUAAAUGAAAGACCAACAUCUAUUCAGGUAAGAUGUCAUAAUGACUUUAACUGCAAGGCGAGUUCUUUUCGAUCUGUCAAUUGCCAGUUUUCAACCAUUGACCUUGUCUCCAUUUCGUUGUGAUGGCCACGCCCAGGAAAAUUUCGAUAGUGGCCAUUUUGACUACUAGGACCAGCAUCCCUCGCGGGCAUCAAGACUUGUGACGUCAUUAUGCAUAAGGUCUAUUAUUUUAAUUUUUGUUAUCUCAAUUUCUUGCAAGGUGCAAAAAAAUUUCCUUCAAAGAUAGUUUGUUAAAACUUUCCUGGCAGCGGUGCUGCUGGUGCUGCCAUCCGUUUUGUUGCCAAGGCGUGGCCAUAAUUAGCCAUUCCGAAGUUGAUGAGUGGACUGGGGACGAGUGUUAAAAAGUGCCCAAAUUAAGAAAUGAACCAAAUCACUAAAAAGACCACCUCAAAAUUAGUAAGUACACAGAGUUUGAAGACGUUUACAUGAAUACCCUUCGAAUAAUAAGCUUUCGAAAAUCGUGAUAUUUACUAUGAAAUGUAUUGUAAUCUUUGUUUUUGGGGACGCGCGUCCCAAAAGCAACCUUUUAAUUAGCAAUUUCACAAUUUUCGAAAACUUGUUACUUGAAAGGUAUUCAUGUAAACGUCUUCAAACUUUGUAUACUUACUAAUUUUGAGGUGGUCUUUUUAGUGAUUUGGUCAUUUCUUAAUAUGGGCACUUUUUAACACUCGUCCCCAGUCCACUCAUCAACUUCGGAAUGGCUAAUACGUGGCCCUCACAAAUUCUGAAAUAUUUUGAUAGGCUACUGAAUGAGUAGUUUGCAGAAACCUGUAACUUAUACGUACUUCAGUUUAAAGUGCAUAUGACAUGAAAUUUCUUAUUUUCUUAAAUGAAAGAACUCUUUAAGCUGUAGCGUAACUUAUUUUUCAGUUUCUUGUUUUUAUGGUUUGUUUCCGAGAUAUUUCAAUUUGUUUGAUACGUAAAUGAGUGUGAAUAUGUCCGCUAAUUUAUGAAGUCACUUUCGUUGCAAGCUCUUCAAAAUGGUUGAAUAUGACUGCUAUCAUCCAAGAUGAUAAUUUCAAACUUCACUCACUGGUAAAUGUGAUGAAAUACUGGAGAAAAACGUGAACUGAUAUCUACAUUUUUUAGAGUUAUUAGAUUCAUAACUAGUGUAAGUUAAGACUUAUACCCUGGUCUGAGAUUUUUUCCAAGUAUCUAUAAGCCUAUUUUCCACUUCAAUCGUAAUGUACCGUAGCAUUUUCUUUUGUGUCGGAGUCAUUAGUUCUACUCUAGUGCUCGGGAAACAAAGAAAUACACUACGAUACGGUUCAAGUGGAAAACUGGCUACAGCUUAUAACAAAAGCAACAAUUGGGAUACAGUUUUGCAACUAUCACGUAUAAAUGUUAUGUAUAGGUUGUUAUAUUUAAGACCUUUUACUUCAUAUUUCAGUUGUCAAACCGUCAGAUAGCGGAGAAUGCAGACAUUGACACGGUAGUGGGUGUGUUAUCUACCACUGACCAAGACACUAGCCAAUCACAUACCUACACCUUAACUGACACGGCGUCUGGACGCUUUAAAAUUGAUGGAAGAACACUUAAGGUGAGCAUUUAAAAUUUAGUUAUCAUUUGGACUAAAGCUAACAUUAUUUAUACGGCUGUACGGUAGAUCGUCUUCUCAUGACAUUAAAAAGUUUUGAAAUGAAAGCUAUAGAGCAGACUGUUCUAUUUGUUCCGUAUACAGUCCAGCCUUCCCAAGAGUGUAAGCCUUAUAUGGCUUAACUAUAUAGCAUUUGAUUUUUGGCCGCCAUAUUGGUGUACAAAUUCGACAAUUCUGUAGAAAAGGGGCUGCCAAAAAGCCACGUCAAUGUGACCGAUGUAAUAGAGUGUAUACAUAUCUCUAAGGUCAAGUAAAACUGAUUUACAUAAAACACACAAAAGACAAGAUUGAUCCAGACUAUUUCACAUCAUCGAAAUGACUUGGUCACGACGGAAACCAGGUUUAACUGAAGGCGAAAUAUAGACUUAAAAUUUCUGUUAGCACUCGUUGUAGCGAUCUAGAAUUUAGCCAAUGUUGUAGCUUUAAUAAUUAAGAUUUUAGAAUUUUCCACAUUGAGUGAAACGAGAGCCCCCAAGAGGGAACGGCUGGGACCGAGCCUAGUGAAACGUGUACUAACACAGUAUAUAAUGUACCAUGAUUAUAACCAAGACAUAAGAAUCUCGCGUUUUGUCAACAAAAUGUGUUCACAACAGGCUUGUAGCAAGCUUGUCAAACAAGUUGUAACAAUGUUGUCAUUUUAUCAUUUUCAUUCACAAUUUGUUAACAAGUUGACCAACAUUCAGAACAUGUUUUAAAUCAUACUUGAUUCGGUCAACUGGAAAGAAACAAAGGCGAAAUUGAAAUCAACUCACAUUUGUUCCACAUUUCUUACAAAUAUGACUACUCUUGUGCUCUUAGAGUAUUAUCUUAAUAUUUACAGUAGUAGUAAAUACUUAAUUAUGUUUAGGUGGCUAUUAGCAAUAGUGACUGUCUUCAAAACGGCGGAGAUUUUUGCAAAUUCAACUACGAGAAACAACGAAGCCACCAGAUUACAGUCCGAAGUACAGACAACGGAAAUCCUGCUUUAUCCAUAAAUGUCACUCUCACAAUCACCCUUGCCGACGCGAACGAUCAACCUCGAGGACUUCGUAUGAGUGGAAACACGGUCAAGGAAAAUGCAACCAAAGGGGAAAUAAUUUGCAAAUUUUCAGCCCAAGAUGAAGAUAGGAGACAGAGUUUGUCUUAUUACUUAUCGGAUAGUGAUCAAGGUAGAUUUGCAGUUAGUUUGGACGGAUAUUUGACGAAGGUUUUGGAAACUGAUUAUGAGAUAAACACGACUCAUACAAUAACUGCUGUGGUGAAAGAUAAUGGCAGACCGAUGAAAAAGGUUGGUAUUCUUUGUAGGGAGGGCAGGGUAUGACAUAGCCUGCGAACAGGCUCUCAAGCUGAAUUGAGAGACUGCAUCGAUGAUUAAUGAAUUUGAAUAUCUGCCCCGUAACGUUCGUUUUCCCAAAUAUGGAAUGUCUAUCCUUAUAUGGUGUUGUUUACAACUUUCGUGCAAACUAAAUUUAGACCGUGCAAACUAAAUUUAGACCGUACAGUUUAUACUGUUUUUCGAAAUAUAAGAUAUUCAAGAAAAGUUCAAAUGUUUUAAAAACUGUUUUCUCAAAACAGAACUGAUUUCGUGCUUUGAGAUAAGAUGUCCAAGACCAAUUUGAUCAGUUAAUGUGUUUUUUAUGCAUAGUGCUUCAGUAGUUGACGUAUAUAGAGCUCAGCGGAAACAUAUAAACUAUAGCAUCUGACCAAUGAGAAUUUCGCGUCACGAUUUGAGACGCAGAUAUUCAAAUUCAUUAGUCAUCGAUGCAGGAUCUCAAUUCAGCUUGUGAGCCUGUUCGCAGGCUAGGUAUGACAUUUAACGUACUUACGUUCCGGAGGUACGCCAGUAUUACGGUCUGGUACAUCAGCCCACAGGCGGCCCAAUCUCGCAAGGGUCAGUAUAGACUUAUAGUAUAAAUGUAUAUUAUAGUAAUGUAUAGUAUAGUAAAAAUAUGUCAUAAAAUAUAAAUUUUAAAAUGAAAUUGACUUGCCUAUUUGAUAGUGUGUGUUCUCCUUGUAUUCCUCCUUUGUUGGACUAAUAUUUUCCGAGACUUUGUACUCGAUGUUACUAGUAUACAUGAAACAUGAUAAAGGCUAACGAUUCCCACGGCACUUCGAAUCGAAAAUUCUCACACUCAAAUCGCUUUAUUCUCCAAAACAAUUCGCCAGCAUGUACAACAAAUGCCGUUCUUCGAAAAUACGGAGGUACUUCGGCGAGAUGUGCAAGUUUUGGACCAUAUUUUAACAAUGGAAAUCAAAACCCAUUUUAUAUUGAACUUACCCGGACCGAAAAUUACUACGGCGAACGUCUGCGCAACCAGGCCUCCUUUACCGUUGGAUUUACAGGGGGGGAAGCAGAUAUUUCCGGUAACAGCCAGCCAAUCGCAACCGUGAUAGCGACUGUUUACAUUAUUUGAAAUUUGAUAUUCAAAAUAAAAACUCCUUCGAUCGGAUACUGUAUAAAACUCGAGAUGUUGUCGAAGAAAAGAAAACUAAACGACGGAGAUUGUAGGAAUUUAAGGAAGAAGAAAUAUACAGCGGCUCUUUGUUGGAAAGCAUGGUAGAAUAUGAUACUUUAAUUCGAAAUAUGAUCGUUAAUAUAUUAGUGGCAACCUCCCCCCUGUAAAUCCAAUGGUAAAGGAGGCCUGGUUGCGCAGACGUUCGCCGUAGUAAUUUUCGGCCUGGGCAAGUUCAAUAUAAAAUGGGUUUUGAUUUCCAUUGUUAAAAUAUGGUCCAAAACUUGUACAUCUCGCCGAAGUACCUCCGUAUUUUCGAAGAACCGCAUUUGUUGUACAUGCUGGCGAAUUGUUUUGGAGAAUAAAGCGAUUUGAGUGUGAGAAUUUUCGAUUCGAAGUGCCGUGCGGUCGUAUCGACGAUUGGGUAUCGUUAGCCUUUAUCAUGUUUCAUGUAUACUAGUAACAUCGAGUACAAAGUCUCGGAAAAUAUUAGUCCAACAAAGGAGGAAUACAAGGAGAACACACACUAUCAAAUAGGCAAGUCAAUUUCAUUUUAAAAUUUAUAUUUUAUGACAUAUUUUUACUAUAAUAUACAUUAAUAUAAUAUACAUUUAUACUAUAAGUCUAUACUGACCCUUGCGAGAUUGGGCCGCCUGUGAUCAGCCAAGUACCACGUAGGUACGUGGAACUCUUGCUAUCUGCUGGUACCACAUGAUCUUUCCAAGCCCAAGGUAUUCAAAACCGUAACUCAGUUGGUAUAUGUGUAAAGCCGGUUACAGACAAGCAAGUUUUGUAAGACAAGUUUUUAUGUGACAAGUUUUAUUUGCCAAGUGCACGUGUGUAUAUGCAACAAAUUUUCUAUGACAAAUUUUCAUAUGACAAGUUUUAUUUACUGGUGUGAACGUGUCAACAAGUUUACUUUGACAAUUUAUUAGUAGCCAGCAAUGUAAUAGUACAGCGGACAACGCGAACGCUGGCCAAUCACAUCUAAUGCUCAGAUUACUUUGACAAGUUUUCCAUACAGACGAACAAAGUUUGUACUUUCACAAUUUUUUCUAUGACAAGUGCACUUGUUCAAAGGCUGGCAUGCUAGCUUUUGAACAAGUGCACUUGUCAUAGAAAAAAUUGUCAAAGUACAAACUUUGUUCGUCUGUAUGGAAAACUUGAAUACCUUUCAGAAAGCUGUACUUUAUGUGCUUUAUUUUAAAGACUGUGUACACAUUGGUACGGUAUUAAUUUGAGGAGGGGUUCACCAGUUCUAUCCCCGUCAGAAAUACAAUAAGUACUGGUGGACACUUCGCGAAAUAUGGGGGGGGGGUGCGCAAAUUAGGUUGCUUAAGCAUUUUCACUGUCAAAAGUUUCCGGCUAUGACGUCAUUAGAUGAAUUGCAAGUUAGUUUUCCUUUUGUUUUUUUCUCCAAAUAUUCAUCUACUGACAUUGUACCCGGAAAGUUUGAGAGUGGAAAAGUUGAUCAAGAUGAGGUUCUUUACUGCAAGAAUCUGUUCUAUGUCUUAGAAUGACCCAAAUAUCACACAUACCAAAGUUCGUAUUCGGUAUUUGGGGUUAUAGUGGCACUUUAACGAAAUCAUUCUUUUCACCAAUUUCCCUUCACAGAUGGACAAAUCGUUUGUAAUCGAAGUAUUAAAUGUGAACGAGCCCCCGAUCAGUAUUCAUUUCACUGACAAAGAUGGUCAGCUGUCUUUCUCACAAGAUUAUGUGCACGUAAAUGAAAAUUCAACUGUUGGUACUGUGGUGGGAACGUUACAAGCUACAGAUGAUGAUAGUUCACAGAACCUCACUUUCAAGUUAGACAUCAAUCCUUUGCAGUCGUUCUCACUAACACCGGCAGUUUGUACCCACGGGGCAAAUACAGUAUGCACAACGAAAGUGAAAGUCACAGGUCAAUUAGACCACGAGGUUACACCAGUUUUAGAAAUCGCAGUUCGAGUGACCGAUCAACAUGGUUUGUUUAUAAUUCAAAAUUUUAACAUUACCGUUAAAGAUAACAACGAUCGACCGAGCAAUGUAACAAUUUCUGGCGGCGUGGAAGCUAGUGUUGCUGAGAACAGCCCGAGUGCGUUCAUUGGAGAACUGAUGACUAGCGACGAAGAUGGAAAUCAGAACCAUAAUUAUAAACUACUGCGCAACUCAAACAUCUUCGAAGUAAAACGACGCCGAUUUUUGUACGUUAAGGAUAGUCCGUUAGACUUUGAAAAGAAAAACAAAUAUGUUGUCACGGUAACGUCCACUGACGAUGGAUCACCUCCGAUGACGUCACCACCCCAAUCAUUGACUGUUCACGUGACAGACAUAAACGAAACUCCAGCUGGGAUAUCCCUAAGCAAUGCAUAUAUAGCAGAGAAUAGCGCUUCGGGAACAAUUUUUGGGAAUUUUACCGUCGAUGAUCCUGAUAAUUACGAUAAUUUUCCGGGAAGACAAUCUCAUAUUUGUCGCCUAACCAACUCGGCCCAGGGAAAAUUUCAAAUCGUUUUAAAAAGUGGACAAAAUUAUCUAACCCAAGCUGUCGACUCUUUAGACUACGAGCAAGCCGCUUCGCAUAAAAUUAGCGUGCUUUGUAGCGACCCUGGUGGAUUGAGUAAUGAAACAGACUUCGAUGUAUUUGUGACGGAUGUAAAUGAGGCGCCACUUAAGGUGGCUCUGUCUAAGACUCAAAUUUUGGAAAAUCUUAGACCAACGGUCGUAGCCGUCCUAACUACGCAAGACCCGGACAAUGCGAACAACCAAUCAAAACAGAGUUUCAAUUAUACGUUGAGGUCUGUUGGUUCCAGUCCAUUUGAAAUCAGUGGUAGUGUUUUGAGUACGACCAGGAGUCUUAAUUAUGAGAAUGCUAGGUCGUGGGCUGUUGUAGUGCGGGCUCAAGAUGAUGGGAAUCCUUCAUUGUAUCGUGAUGAAAGUUUUACGAUUGAUGUGUUGGACGGGAAUGAUAGACCUUUUGCAAUACAGGUGAGAAGUAGACCAAGCAAAUAAUGCUAGAUGGUUUUUUAUAGGUGGAAUAUAUACAGAGACCAGUCGUUGAGGGUUGCUCAGCAACUGAACGCUGUAGGGUUAGAACUAUUUUCCAUCCAGCAAACCGCCCUAUCGAUUUUUUAAAGUCUUUCUUUUUGGAUUAUUUUUUAUUAAUUCGGUUAGGGAUAGAGUUAGGGUUGCGGUUAGGGUUAGGGGUUAGAGUAGGGGUAGGGUUUGGUUCAGUUACGUAGCCAUUCAACAAUCAGCACCUCUUCCAUCUUCCGAAAAUGACUUCAGGUCAGUUUGCUGGAUGGAAAAUAGUGCUAACCCAGCGCUGUACUGAAAUGUCAGGGCCGCAGGCGCAGGUUCAAUUCCUGCCAGAGGGCCUUUAGUUGCAUUUUCCCAACUACUUCUUGUUACAGUAGGUCUAAGAAAUGUAGAAAAAUCACAAUUUCCAUCUACAAAACCCUUCAAUAAUUAAUUCUAUCGACUGAGAUGGCCAAAACCCUGAUAUAAACCAAAACAGCGGGCGAUAUUUUAACCCAGGGUUAAUCCAGUUUUGAACAACCGACCCCUAGUCUAUAGCAAACUUAACAACUGAAUGUGUUUUGUUUAUUCUAGCUCUCAAACGUUCAAGUAAAAGAAAACAGUGCGGCUGAUACUGUCGUUGGUAAUCUAGCAACGAGUGACGAAGACAUUGGCCAAAAUCAUACGUAUAAACUGAUCAGUAGUGCUGGUGGUCGCUUCAAGAUCGAUGGAAGUAUAGUUAAGGUAAUAAGAAAGAAAGUGGUUAAAGUUCGCAUUUGUGCGAACGAUUUGGUUGCUGCAAUAUCUAGUUCGCUUCUGACAUGCUGGAGAGUGCUUUCAGUUUGACCAUGAAUAGUUAAAAACUGGGGCAGGUUUUAUAAACUCUUAACUACUUUGUAACCUCUAUUUUGUGGUUAAACAGUAGUUAAGUCUAUACACUCGUUUUGCUAUCCAUGGUAUGACCCUACCAAACAGCGCAGGCUACUCAGGGUGGUAACGCUGGACUGAUAAGAGCUGCCUUACUGCAUUUCUUGGAAUAACAGUUUAGAACUGCAGGGUGUUAGCCAGAAAAAAGUUUUGUCCGUUAAACGUAAAUUGGGAAAGUUUGUUUUUGGGCCGAUCAAAGUCCUUGUGUAGGAAUAAAUAGUGUUUUUUUUCCAACGUGUUUCUCCUUAGAUGCAAACAACGGUAGCUUGGUUUUGUACAUUUCAUUUCCGGCGAAUGAACACUGAAAAAUGCACCCGAUGGCACUUCGUUUUCUAUAUUUCAUUUCCGGUGAAUGAACACGGAUGCACACCGAUUACACUUUGUUUUGUUCAUUUCAGUGAAUACACACCGAAUAUGAAUGACACACGAUACAUUUUGAGAAAAUAGUUAAUGGGGAAAAGUAAAUAAAGCGUUCUUUGAUAUAAUAAUAUAAAAUCAAACGCAAUGCACUUUCUCAUCAGAAGAAAAUGAAAAUCUUCCAGUAAACCCAGUUGGGAAAGCCCCUUAGCUACUUCAAUUGGGAAGAGUCUGUCAAACGGACAGUAUAUGGGCUAGCUAACACCCUGAACUGAUACAGCCAUCCUGGAUAAGUGUAGUUAGUUUAGCUUAGGUUUCUUCCUGUAAUAACAGUAAUGAUGGCCAGCCACCUCUAUGAUGAUGGUUAUCAAAAGCUAGUUUAAUAUAUAGUUUAGUAUGGUAUUACUGAUCGAAAGGGACCCUAUAUUAACACUCGUUUGUGUUUAUUUUCAAUAAAGGUCGCAAUAUCAAACACACUUUGCCUUCGGCGUGGAAGUACUUCAUGUCAACUAAACUUCGAGGCUCAGGCGAGUUAUAAUAUCACUAUCAGAACAACGGAUAAUGGCAAUCCCGCUAAAAUUUUUGACCAAACGUUCACCAUCUACCUUAACGACGACAACGACCGACCACGUGACCUCAGCUGCACCAAUGACGUGGUAGCCGAGAAUGCGACUUUAGGAACUGUCAUUGGUUCUUUCACAGCACGUGACGAGGACAGAAGACAAAAACUAAGCUUCUCAUUGGUUAAUGACGACGGAGGAAGGUUUGCUUUGAACGGUGAUCAGUUGGUCACAGCGACGUCGCUCGAUCAUGAGGCUGAUAAACGACAUUUUAUCACGGUAGCUGUUGUUGACAAUGGUUAUAAUGCAUUGAAGGUAAAUUUUUUAUGCAACAAAGUGUCCCACUACUUUGAUUAGAUUGUUAAAAAAAUCACAACGCUGAAAAACUUCAAGUUUAUUAAGUUUAAUUUCCAAUUCUCGUCUACGUCUCGUGUUUUACAUGCUUCUCUCGUAUUCUCCCAACAUUAUUAUUAUUAGUAGUAAUGAUCUUUAAACAUACUAUAAGAAGAGAAUAAACUUAUCACUAAUGAACUAAAUUAUACUUAUUUACAAUAUCUAAAUAUAAGAACAAUUAAGGUUUAUAAGCUGGUGUAGAUGUGAUCAUUUAAUAGAUUAUGGACCAUUUUUAAAUUCCCCACGUGCAUUAUCCAGCGAACUCGAUUUAUUUUACAUGAUAAAGGGAAAUAAAUUGAGUUCACUGGCAUUAACACACCAUAAGCGCACGCGACUUGUUUUCUAUUUCUUAAAACCAUGCUUGUAUAAACAUACCACAAACGUCAUAUGUCAUAUUUAUUACUUAGUUCAUUGCUAUUCCUUCUUUUACAGCUUGAACGAAAUUUUACCAUCGAAGUGCUGAAUAUCAACGAAGCUCCUAUUGCCGUUAACUUCACUGAUACCCAGGUCCCGGAAGUGUUUGAAAACACCACGACCGGAAACAUUGUGGGAACGCUUGUUGCCCUGGAUUCUGACGCUAAUCAAGAUCUCAAGUUUACACUGGACGAUGAUUCGGAAGGCGAAUUCUCGUUGCAGCUCUCGAAUUCGCGAUGCCAAUCCAUUGCAAACGACCAAAAUAAAACAAGGUGUACUACAAAACUGGUAUUGUCUAAGCCUCUAAAUUACGAGAUAAAUACAGUACGGUAUAUUACAGUUCGUGUGACAGACACCCAUGGUCUAUUUCACGUGCAGAAAUUUACUAUCAACGUUCUUGACUGCAACGAUGCGCCCACGGACAUCACAUUGGGUGGCGGUAUGUCAGCAGUUGUUCAUGAAAAUUCUGACGGCGCGUUUGUUGGGGAACUGGAAACGAGCGACGAAGAUAGCGCCCAAAACUGGACCUAUUAUCUGGUAAAUGAUUUUGGGCAAUUAUUUAAGGUUAUCGGUAAAAAUAUUUAUAUCGACGAAGCUUCACACUUAAACUACGAGAACAAGUCUGCGUAUAUUCUUAGUGUGAAGUCACGUGACAAUGGAGUGCCCGCUUACGAAGUCACACGGAACUUUACGAUCGUAGUCGCGGACGUCAACGAAGCGCCAACGAAGAUAACACUGUCCAGUAAAGAAAUAUAUGAAAACUCGUCUCCAGGAACAGUUAUAGCCAACCUCACGGUCGAUGAUCCAGAUAACCUGGUUAGGCCAAGACAAACCCAUUCUUGUGUUGUGGUUGCUCAGAAUAAGUUUAGGAUCUAUUCGGGAAGAUUAGUAAGCAGUGCGGCUCUCGAUUUUGAAAGGACACCGUUUCUUAAUGUUUCGAUAGAAUGUACUGAUUCGGGGACGCCGAGAUUGAAAUAUAAGGAAGAGUUUACUGUGAGUGUCAAAGACAGGAAUGAAGCACCAAGCGAUAUUAUUUUGUCAAGCCUGAGUGUUCUUGAGAAUCAAGACAGUGGAGUAAUCGGUAUGUUUAAAGUUUCUCAUGAAGUUAAUUAACGCAUUCUGCAGCCCAUGGGUGAUUCCAUGUACAGACUAAAUUUUGAUCAAGGCAAGAAGAACGAACUCCAACACUACAGCUAGAUCGAAAGAACGUCUUAGAAUGAGUAAAACUACAAAGAUUGGUUGCUAAAUGUUGUAAAAUGAAGAAAAUAUAGCCCUGUGAAGUUCGCAAAUUUUGCAUAUAUUUGUAUUACGCGCGAUAAAAAUAACCACUUUCGACUCAAAAAUUUUUUUCCCGCGCGUAAUGCAAAUAUAUACAAACUUUGCAAUUUUACUCAUUUUAAGAUGUUCUUUCCAGCUGUGGUAAUGCAUUUCGUUCUUUAUGUCCAGAUCAAAAUUUCGUCUAUAGCCUGGAAUCAUCCAUUUACGAUCUUGUCCGGUUUUCAGUCGUGUUUCAUUAGCGUAUUUUUUUUUUCGUUUGUGCUGAGAUUUGGCGAUAGUGGCUUUGGUUCAGAAAGCAGCCACCAAAUUUCUCUCCAUGUACCGUUAUCCUGCUUUUAUUUCAUUCUACGUUUGAAAUAAGUUUUAGUUUUAUAUUUCCAUUCCACCCAUGUGCGUACUGUAAUUAAAAUUUCUUGAGUGAAAUUAUUUCAAUUUUGGUGAGGUUAAAAGCUAGAAGGGGAAUUUCCAAUGGCCUCAGUUCAGGACAGUAUAAUUUUUCCAAUGCACCUCCUGGUCUCGUGUUAACAGGACUUGUUGAUCUAUUUUUCAUUUUGUCUGUGUUUAGCAACAAUCUCAACCAUCGAUCCUGACAACGAGUUCAAUAGCGCCCGGCAGAAUUUUUCAUAUCAGCUUGUUUCAGUCCCAAGCGGAGACUUCCCGUUCAAAAUUCAUCAAGGAGAUCGUUUGAACACCACACGAGCGCUGGACUAUGAAGCUGCCUCAUCGUGGAACAUUACCAUACAGUCUCGAGAUAAUGGAAAUCCUGCUAUGACUGUGGACCGCAGUUUUGUCAUUUCUGUACAAGGUCAGUAAAACAACCAGGCCUCGAUUUUAGCACCAGGCACUGGGUUGCAGUGUUUUUUUGUUUGUUGGCCUCUAUACUGAAUACAUGCUAGUAGUGGCGGCGGAAGGGGUUUGUAUGAUUUGGUGGUGACUAAAAUCUCCGGCAAAUUAGCAAGGGUGGGUUGACUACAAAAUUUUUGUAGUUCGCUAUAACUACAGCUACUUCAAAAAUAUGUAGUCAGCUACAACUACUGCUACUUUUGACUACAGCUACUGCUUAAAAAAUGUAGCGAACUAUUUCGCUAUUUCGCUACACGCUAUAUUUUUUAGGCUUACUGUAUUUGGAGGAAUUGGAGCAUCUAUAACUCAGGCUGUAAUGUAACCUAAUAACAAAUCGACUUACUACGAGUAGCAACAGUAAACACAAAGCAACAUUUUUGUAAGCACUACAGUGUUCGGGAGUGCAAAUUGACUAUUGAGGAUUGACUUUAUAAGCAAACCGUUGUCUCAAUAUUGAGCUAUUCUAUCAAGUUCUACAUUUAAAAAAGUAGCGAAUAGCGAUUCGCUGUUUGAAAAGUAGUCAACUACUUGGCUAUUUUUAGGCAAAAUGUAGUUCGCUAUAACUACAGCUACUGUUUUAAAAAAGUAGUCAGAAACUACUGGCUACUUGAAAAUUGUAGUUCGCUACAGUAGCGAACUACAACUACUUCGCUACUACCCACCCUUGCAAAUUAGCAUAGUCAAACUACUAGACUCUGUGACUCAGUUGGCAAAACGCAGACAAGAACUCUGUUAUAAAUUAUAUCAAUCGAUUGUCCAAGACGAAAAUAAUAAAUUAAACGAACUGUUACCAGAACCCAAAGAACACUCCUUUUAUAUUAGUGAAUAUAAAAGCGAUCACGUGACAAGAAAUAAACCAAUCAGAUGGAUUUGGUCAAAACAAAGUGUAAGUGUACUCAUGGAUAAUAAAAUAAAUGGAUAGGAAACUAGCUGACGUGACCUAAUGUUUUUACUGGAAUUGAUGGCGUGGUUGGAUGCCUCAACCUAGUUGAAAAUCAAAUUCUCAAAAACGGCAUGUUUAGCAAUAAUACAGCUAAACAUUUUAGUCAAAGAGCAAAUAAAUGUAACCACGCCAUUCUACGAUGAAAAUUCUAAGUAUUCCCAGUCAAUUUUAGCAAAUAUUUCAAGCACUAAACAGUGAAAAAUACAUCGCAAAUUUCGUUAAAAUUUGUGACGCCAAUUUCGUAGCUACAAAUGUAAAAAAAUACAAAACAAAGACGAAAAACAUUUACCUUGAAUACUUUGUCGUGGCUUAGGCAUGUUUUUAAAACAAUUAGACCAGUUUACGCUUCAAGAUCACCCUUUUAAAGUGGAAAAUAUAGCAAAACAACAAAUAUGCCGAGAACUUUGGUAACAUUCGCAAUACGCGUGACGUUUCCUAUCCAGUUAUUUUACAAUCCAUGGUGUACUAUACGUAAAAUUGACACCAGUUUCUUUAUUAUUCUAGAUCUAAACGAGAUUCCGUCAAAAAUCAGUCUUUCUCCAAACAACAUCAACGAAAAUCCUAAAGAAGGACAGUGGGUGGGCAAACUUAGUGCAACAGAUGAAGACCUUGGUCAAAUGCAUAGUUUCACAUUGCUAGACAGUGCUGCCGGUAGAUUUAAACUGGUUAACAACUCCGAAAUCAGAGUAGCUAUCUCGAACACGAACUGCCGAAUUCACGGUGGAAAAAGCUGCCAGUUCAAUUACGAAGGCAACAAUGUUUACACAAUACGUGUGCGCACUACGGACGAUGGGACGCCUCCAUUGCAACUGACCAUGGAUAUUAAUAUCACGCUUAAUGAUGUCAACGAUCAGCCACGUGAUCUCGCGCUGUCAAAGUACUGGGUACUAGAAAAUGCGGCUAUCAAUACUAGUGUGGGUUAUUUCACGGCAUCUGACGAAGAUAAAGGGCAGAGGCUGAAUUAUACUUUAGUUCAAGGCGGUCGUGGGCUGUUUGGAGUUGAGUCGAACGGUCGUUUGUUCGUGGCUAAGCCGAUAAAUCAUGAGGAGUCGAGCGUUGAACAUGUGACAGUGAAGGUCGCAGACAACGGAGUUCCUGUAGAUUGGGUAAGUAUUGUUUUUUAUUAUUUUAGCAAUUAAAUGAUACUACAUUAUAAUGCGAAUUACAGUUAAAAAUGAAAAAAAUAUAUAAAUCCUGUGCACUAGUCUAUUUACAAGAAUACUAAACUUUAUUAUAUUGUUCAAUUCCAUAGACAAUUGCACUAUUUUUAAAACGUGUCUGACAGUUAAAAUUAUAAAAACAUUUCUCCACUUAAUCUUGUUUCUUUACUCCUAAUUUCAUAAACUUUGGGUGGCAACAAAUUAUGCAGUUUAUGACCAGGGUGAUCAAUGACUUUAUAAGGUUAAUACACAUAUCUUCUCUACGGCUUUUUGGAGUUUUAGGAUUACAUUCCACCAAAGCCUCUCUUCAUAUGAUAACUCAGGAAGCAUUAUUCGAAGAGUUCGUAGCAGAGUCAAUGCCGAGUAAAGUAGCAGAGUAAAUGCUGAAGAAAGGGGGGAGGGGGACAGGGGUGCUUGGACUCUGUAGCUCAGUUGGUUCGAGCACUGCACCAGAAUCGCAGGGCCGCAGAUUGGAUUACUUCUAGAGGGCCUAUAUAGUUGCAUUUUUCGUAACUGUUCCUGGUUAGGUCUGAAACUUGUAUAUAAUCUUCCAUUUGAAUUUCUUUCAUCUACAAAAACCGUUCAAUUGUUUGUUUUGAACCUUCAGUCUUUGUAUUGAUUGACUAUUAUUUCUUUUUUCAGAUGGAAAAGCGGUUCACGAUCAUCAUUAAAAAUGUCCAGGAAGCUCCGUUAAAUACAACUUUAACUUCGGCUGGCGGUCAGCAAUCGUAUUCCGACGACCAUCCGACAAUUUACGAGAAUUCUGCCAUCGGAACAACAGUUGGAACUUUGGUUUCGCUCGAUGAAGAUGCUGGGCAACAUUUGAAAUUCACACUGGAUGAUGAUGCAGGUAGGAAUACUGUAUUAUCUACAUGUGAAUUCAAUGCUAAAGUAAAGCUAAAAUAUAGUAAAAAGGACUCACUUUAUAUAUACUAGAGAACCCUAUCAGCCCUAAACUGUUUUCGGAGUAAAUGACUAAGGACAUGAAUAGUAUAUGAAUCUUUGUGUGGAUGUUUACUGACAAAAUUCACCGACUUUCUUCCGCUCUGUGGAUCUGUUUCUUUUUUGGGGAAAUAGAUGCGUGGUUAUUCCUUCAGUUUGUUAACAAUUGGCGCAAUAACCUAAGUUUGGACCCAGAUUUCCUAAGUUUGUACCCCCUUAAUUCUUCUCCACGUUAAUUAAAUAAUUUCACUACAAGUUUAAUACUCCAUGAUAAAAUCGUGUUCAUCUUAUGACAUCACGAACAUCACCGAUCAAAGUGACAAAAUCAUAACUUUGGAAGGUCAAUUUGUUUCCGAUAAACAUGUCUGGAAGAAAGGUAUACUUUUUAUUUACGGUAAAAAAGUGAGUAUAUGAAGUUUCCGUUGCACUAUAGCAUUUUAAACUUUUACUUUUGCAUUUCAGGUGGCCGCUUUUCAAUCGAAGAUAACACAACAAUUUGCCAUAGCAGAACUUCAGAUCCUCAUGUCAAAACAAAUUGUUCCUGUAAACUUCUAGUUAGUGGAAGCCUAAAUUACGAACAUAUAUCAAGCCACGAAAUCAUUGUAGAAGUCUCCGAUGGUAACCAUUCUCGUGUCAAUAACUUUACGAUUACCCUAAUAGAUCAAAAUGAUCCACCGGAGAAUGUGACCAUACAGGGAUCUUUAUCCGGUCGGGUCAAAGAGAACGCGAACGAUGAACUGAUUGGGGAACUGGUAACUAGUGACGAAGAUGUGUCCCAGUCCCAUGCCUACGCUCUGAAAGGUAGUACGAGGUUCACCAUAAAAGGAAGCAAGCUGUACACGUCACUAGAGGCGAAUUUGAAUUACGAAAAGCAGCAAGAGUUUGAAAUUGUCGUGGUUUCUACAGAUAACGGUAGUCCGCCGCUCAGUGUAGAACAAAAUUUAACUGUUAUGGUAAGUUCUAAUGUAUGGAAUUACUGUAAGGAAUAUUCUAUUUUUACAGUAAUGUAAUUGAAUUCAUUGUCAAUAUGUGAUGUAAUAAAACCUGCAGAUGUAACUUUAAACAAGUUGAAAGUAACUUUUUAACUAGUUACAAAAAACUACUGUUGUUACAUUUUGCACGUGGUAACUUUUACCGGGAACUUGUUCCUUUUUGAGCAUGUAACUGUAUUUCGUAACUAGUUCAAAACUAAGUAUAACUUUUACAGCUCUGAAUCAUAGAUAUCUUAUAUACACUAGAUAGUGCAUCUAAUUAUUCUGCAAUUCAAAAAUUGAUGCCGUGAUUGCAGACUCAGGAUAUUCCCAUGAAAUGAGAAGACUCGUAUGUUUUCUAUUUCUUAAACAGGGAACUUAAACAUUAAGUUAAACCUAUUCCAAAUACAUUUUCAAACUAUUCAAAUGAUGAAAGUUAUUGUUGUUUUUUAAAGCGUUUAUUAGCGAGUGGGAAACUCCAACAUGGCCGCCAUCUAUUCAAAUGCGGGUAACCGCUGGAAUAUUCUUGGCUUCAAUUUUACUAAAAGAGAUGCGCUAUCUAGUGUAUAUAAGAUAUCUAUGUUCUGAGUGAAUGUAGAUGACACAGAGGUUAGCGCACGUGUCUUCCAUCUCUGCGACAUACAAUUGACCAUUUGCGUAAUAGACUAAAUUUUGAUCUCAACAAAAAUUUCAGCACAGCUUGAAAGAGCAUCACAAAAUCAGUAAUAUUCCAAAGUUUCGUUGCAAAAUGUUGUAAAAUGCGGAAAAUAUAGCCUUGCGAAAUUUGCAAUUUUCAGCCAUUUUAGAUUACAAACCGGAAAUUGACAGCCUCGAAGGGUUUGGGGCUGUCAAUUUCCCGUUUGUAAUCUAAAAUGACUGAAAAUUGCAAAUUUCGCAAGGCUAUAUUUUCCGCAUUUUACAACAUUUUGCAACGAAACUUUGGAAUAUUACUAAUUUUGUGAUGCUCCUUCAAGCCGUGCUGAAAUUUUUUGUCUAGAUUUGCGUAGCAAAUGGUCAAUUGUUUAAUCAUAAUUUCGCCUAAUUAUACUCCCGUUUCCUUCUGUAGUGAAGUCCUGAUCAAACGUCGAGAAUAACGCUUGUAUUCUGAAAGCUCACUCACACUCAAAGAGUGGAGGUUCAAUCUGAGCUUCUCUUGAGUGUCAUUGCUGCUUUUUGAUAGCUAGAGGGUUAGUAGUCACAUAGUAAGGUACGACACUAACCCUCCAGCUAUUCAAAAACAGCAUUGACACUCAAGAGAAGCUCAGAUUGAACAUUCACUCUUUGAGUGUGAGUGAGCUUUUAGAAUACCGGCGUAUGAGUCUCGGUAAAACGGUAGAACAAGAGUUGCAUGAGAAUUGCCUGGAUAUUACCGCGCGUAUCAAAAACUUUCAUCAACUCUCAUCAAAACUUGAACCAGCUCAAAGAUGAUGUGAGUUGAUGAGAGUCGAUGAGAGUUGGUUGGAGUGAGUAUUUCAACUCUCAUUGUCAUCCUCGUUUGAUCGGUGGUUAACACUGAGCCAGUAAGAGAUGGCUCUUACUAGACCACUAGGGGAAAAUGGUGGAGCUAUCCAGUCUAAAACUUCCUUGUGGUUCAGUAAAGAUAGGAAUUGGUGGAAGCACAGUUUUAAACUGUGGUGGAAGAGGUGCAUAUGGACUAAUUACUGUGCCAUCAGUGCUACUUCCUUUGAAAAGUUGCAUCUUUUCCUUGACUCCAACCCGUGGUGAUUCAGUUUCACUGCAGAUGGAAACCAGAGUAUCAAGAUAAAACCUUCAGUGUUUAGCGUGAUCAUACUGAGUUAAAAGCUCACACAACUGCGUUUUGGAGGGUUCGAACCUCCCCUCCCAUCAUACCCUCCACGAGACGAUCUUUUAGCAUACCCUUUAAGCCCUUGGCGUACCUUCAUAGUGAUAAAAUAUUUCCUUUCCUUUCAGGUCGAAGACGUAAACGAAUCACCCAAUAAUAUAACCCUCAGUGGUUUGUCUAUUCCUGAAAAUAGCCAGCCUGGAACGUUUGUCGCCAAUAUCUCCAUUGACGACCCCGAUAACCACGGACCGAAUGGCGUCUGGCAAACCCACAGCUGUCAGCUCGUUGACUCCGCGCAAGAUCGCUUCAAGAUCCCCAUAAGUAAGACCAACACACUGCAAGUGUCUACGGGAGACUUAAAUCACGAGUUCCUCAGCCGUCAUAGUAUUAUAAUCCAAUGCACUGAUUCGGGUUCAAAGCCGUUAGCUAUACAAAAAUCAUUCGAGAUUCAAGUUCUUGACGUCAACGAAAGGCCGGAGCGGAUUAUGUUGUCGAAUGCCGUGGUGCCUGAGAACGGGGGUCCGUUGUUCGUAGGGGAAUUAAGCACCAAAGACCCGGAUAAGGCGCAGUCGUUUAAUUAUUCCUUGGUCUCAGCGAGUGAGGAAAAUGUGUUCUAUAUUAGUGGUAACCAACUGAGGACGAACGCAAGUUUGGAUUAUGAGAAGAAAAGCUCGUGGGAUUUGAUGAUUAAAACCGUUGAUCAAGGAGGUAAGGAUAAUAGGUCGAUUUCCAUGUAUUUAAUGGCAAUGGCAACAAAAAAGAUGUCUGCCUUAUUUAAAAGAAUGCGGAGAUUAUUUCAGGGUGCAUGAAUAUUAUGGUAUGGCAAUAGAUGAUUCUAGCUAUAGGCUAAAUUUUGAUCUCGGCAAAGAAAAACAAAAUCCAUCAAAUCCACUUUCGGCCCAAAUGUGGUGCAUUUUUCCACGCGUAAUACAAAUUAAUACAAAGUUUGCAAAUUUCACAGGGCUAUAUUUUCCGCAUUUUACAACAUUUCGCGGCCAAACUUUUUAAUUUUAUUAAUUUUAACAUGCUCUUUCUAGCUGUGGUGAUGGAUUUUGUUCUUCUUGCCUAGAUCAACAUUUAGUCUAUAGCUGCAGGAAUCAUCCAUUCUUUGUUUUCUGCCCAGUACCAUGUGGGUACGCGGAACUAUCGCUAUCUGCGUACUUACUUUUUCCUGGUACCACAUGAUCUUUCUAAGCCCAAGGUAUUCAAAACCGUAACUCAGUUGGUAUAUGUGUCUGACAUGUCUUGGUAUGAAACGUGAUUGGACUGAUGGCACAAAAGAAUGUUGGAGUCGAGUUUUUGUAUAUGCAAUUGUGUUUCUUGUUCUAACUCGUAGCUUGAGUGCCCAGGGGCGCCGGAAAGUUGAUAAUUUGGGGGGGGGGGGGCAGAUAUUCAUAUAUUCAUGUUCACAGACUGUAAAAACAAUCGCUUUCAAAGGAAAUAAAUGAUGCAGAACAUGAAUAUAUGAAUAUCUGCCCCUCAAUUAUCGACUUUCCGGCGCCCCUAUGAGUGCCUUUCAGAAACCAGUACUUUAUGUAUUUUAUUUUAAAGACAAACUACACACUGAGUAUUGACUUUUUUUUCACACGUAUUGACUUUUUUAUUCGACUUUUUUGUGCAUUGAUUAAUGGCCGAAGAGGUUUUAAACACUCUUCACACAUUUUAAUAAAAUUGUUUGUUCAAACGAACAGUGCCAGCCGCCUUAAUAACGUUCAGUUGAUUCAGCAUCGCUUGAGUUUUGUGUUAUACUUGUUGACUCAUUUCAAUACAGCAAUGGUAUUCCACUAUUGUGGACUGCUGUCGUUUUGGAAGCUGGAUCGUACGCACAGGCCCUCACGUAAUCAGCUAAGAACGUUUUAUUUCUGUCGAUUUGCAGGUCUCAAUUUAACUCAGGACUUCAGAAUCACUGUCAGAGACACAAAUGAUCGACCGACUGAUAUAUUGACAAGCAUACCGCUGGUUGUGUCUGAGAACAGUAACCUGGGCUCAUCUGUUGCUGUAUUCACUGCAGUUGAUGAGGACACUGGUCAAACGCAUCGCUUUCUCAUAACCGAUAUUACUGCAGUUGGUUACGGCUCGAACAGGUAAUUCGCUUGAUUUAUAAAUCUCUUGUACAUAUAAUAAAACAUAUUCUAAACUCCCCCUGUAGUAAGAAUACUGUUAUAGUACGAAUACUGUUUGAACUGCCCUUCAAGAUUGGAUUGUACAACAUUUAUUGCUUAAUUUUUAUGAUCUUCGUUUCUCUAGCAUUCCUGGUUAUCAGACAGCAUUUGAGUUGGAGCCCACAUCCGGGAGAUUAAUAAUAGCAUCUCACAUCGACUACGAGACUGUCACACAUUUCAAACUGGUGAUAAUGACGCAAGACAGUGGGUAUCCACAAUUGACCCUCAACAAAACAUUUAUCCUACAUGUCCUCGGUGUCAAUGAACCACCAAGUGAUUUAAGGUUGGGUAACUCUCAGGUA